This is a messenger RNA of Dacryopinax primogenitus, 1404 nucleotides long. Its product is annotated as gamma-glutamyl phosphate reductase. Bases 1 to 1404 code for a protein of 467 amino acids. The record is from RefSeq and is a predicted model, not a curated record. NCBI's taxonomy places the organism in Eukaryota, Fungi, Basidiomycota, Dacrymycetes, Dacrymycetales, Dacrymycetaceae. The transcript is spliced from 3 exons. Gene Ontology annotation, molecular function: NADP binding; glutamate-5-semialdehyde dehydrogenase (NADP+) activity.
AUGACUACAACCAGUGGGACCUCAAACGGCAUUCUCAAGUCGGCAGAAGAGAUCGCCAAAGCGGCGAAAGCAGCGUAUGAGGAAUCUCAACUUGUCACGACCGAGCAGCGGAAUGAUGUCCUCGAGAGCAUUCGUCGGGCGUUGCAGGCGAGCAGGGACAAGGUAUUCGAGGCAAAUCGUCUAGACCUCGAGGCAGCAGAAAAGGAAGUGCAGGCUGGCCGCCUUUCGCAGCAGUUGGUCAAACGACUUGACCUUACAAAGGGCAGCAAGUUCGAUGACAUGCUGCAAGGGAUCUCGGACGUGGCUGCUCUGCCCGACCCAACAGGGCACGUCACGUAUGCCACCAAUCUAGAUGAAGAGAUGGAAUUGUAUCGGGUGACAUGUCCGAUCGGCGUACUGCUUGUAAUUUUCGAGUCACGGCCAGAGGUGGUGGUCAACAUCACCGCGUUGGCUAUCAAGUCCGGUAACGCUGCUAUUCUCAAGGGUGGCAAGGAGUCGGCUCAUACUGCCGCACUCCUGACCUCCAUCGUCCAAUCUGCGCUCUCCACUUCCCCCCUCUCUCCUUCGUUCAUCCAAUCCGUCCAAACCCGUCAGGAGAUCUCCGCUCUUCUGUCCCAAGACCGAUACAUCGACCUCGUUAUCCCGCGCGGGUCGAACGCCCUCGUUAGGAGUAUCCAGAAGGCCUCACGGAUCGCUGUAAUGGGUCACCCAGAUGGACUCUGUGCAGUAUACCUCGAUGCAAGCGCGGAUGGAACCAAGGCAGUGCGGAUUGCUGUUGAUGCCAAGUGCGACUAUCCCAGUGCAUGCAACAGCGCCGAGACGCUGCUCGUUCACGAGAGCCUCAUUACCACAGUUUGGCCCAAGGUCGCGCUCGCUCUCCUGGAUAAGGGAGUCCAGCUGCGGUGUGAUGCCGCAUCUCUUGCGGGACUCCGAUCGUCCUCGGAGGUGAGCAAUAACAAGUCAUUUGCGUCACUCGUCCGCGAAGUUACGACAGAAGACUACGACACCGAGUUCCUCGACCUGAUCCUCGCUGUCAAGGUUGUGUCCUCCCUAUCACAGGCCGUGCAGCAUAUCAACGCGCACUCAUCUCAUCACACCGACGCCAUCGUCACGGAAAACGCGGAGAACGGGACGUUGUUCUGCAGGGCAGUGGACAGUGCAGGCACGUUUGUGAACGCAUCCACACGAUUUGCGGAUGGAUUCAGGUAUGGACUGGGAACGGAGGUCGGCAUCUCGACCGGUAGGACGCAUGCUCGUGGACCUGUUGGGCUGGAAGGAUUGGUGAUCUAUAAAUAUAUGAUACGCAGUGCGGAUGGGAAGGGAAGUAUUGCUGGAGAGUUUGGGACUGGGAAGAAGCCAUUUUUGCACCAGAAGAUACAAGGGGUUACUCGUUUGCCAUUCUGA